AUGCAGAACAGUCACAGCGGAGUGAAUCAGCUCGGUGGUGUCUUUGUCAACGGGCGGCCACUGCCGGACUCCACCCGGCAGAAGAUCGUAGAGCUAGCUCACAGCGGGGCCCGGCCGUGCGACAUUUCCCGAAUUCUGCAGGUGACUCCGGCGCCGCCCCAUUCGCCGCCCCCGCGGCCCUCCACUCUCAAGGCCCUCUCUUCAUUUCUUACUACCCAUGCAGAUGCAAAAGUCCAAGUGCUGGACAAUCAAAACGUGUCCAACGGAUGUGUGAGUAAAAUUCUGGGCAGGUAUUACGAGACUGGCUCCAUCAGACCCAGGGCAAUCGGUGGUAGUAAACCGAGAGUAGCGACUCCAGAAGUUGUAAGCAAAAUAGCCCAGUAUAAGCGGGAGUGCCCGUCCAUCUUUGCUUGGGAAAUCCGAGACAGAUUACUGUCCGAGGGGGUCUGUACCAACGAUAACAUACCAAGUGUGUCAUCAAUAAACAGAGUUCUUCGCAACCUGGCUAGCGAAAAGCAACAGAUGGGCGCAGACGGCAUGUAUGAUAAACUAAGGAUGUUGAAUGGGCAGACCGGAAGCUGGGGCACCCGCCCGGGUUGGUAUCCGGGAACAUCAGUGCCAGGGCAACCUACACAAGAUGGCUGCCAGCAGCAGGAAGGAGGGGGAGAGAAUACCAACUCCAUCAGUUCCAAUGGAGAAGAUUCAGAUGAGGCCCAAAUGCGACUUCAGCUGAAGCGGAAGCUGCAAAGAAAUAGAACAUCCUUUACCCAAGAGCAAAUUGAGGCCCUGGAGAAAGAGUUUGAGAGAACCCAUUAUCCAGAUGUGUUUGCCCGAGAAAGACUAGCGGCCAAAAUAGAUCUACCUGAAGCGAGGAUACAGGUAUGGUUUUCUAAUCGAAGGGCCAAAUGGAGAAGAGAAGAAAAGCUGAGGAAUCAGAGAAGACAAGCCAGCAACACACCUAGUCAUAUUCCUAUCAGCAGUAGUUUCAGCACCAGUGUCUACCAACCCAUCCCACAACCCACCACGCCUGUUUCCUCCUUCACCUCUGGCUCCAUGUUGGGCCGAACAGACACAGCCCUCACAAACACGUACAGUGCUCUGCCGCCCAUGCCCAGCUUCACCAUGGCGAAUAAUCUGCCUAUGCAACCCCCAGUCCCUAGCCAGACCUCCUCGUACUCCUGCAUGCUGCCCACCAGCCCUUCGGUGAACGGGCGGAGUUAUGAUACCUACACCCCCCCACAUAUGCAGACACACAUGAACAGCCAGCCAAUGGGUACCUCGGGCGCCACUUCCACAGGACUCAUUUCCCCUGGUGUGUCAGUUCCAGUUCAAGUUCCUGGAAGUGAACCUGAUAUGUCUCAAUAUUGGCCAAGAUUACAGUAA
Molecule: messenger RNA, 1383 nt
Organism: Budorcas taxicolor (takin)
Lineage: Eukaryota; Metazoa; Chordata; Mammalia; Artiodactyla; Bovidae
Gene: PAX6
Product: paired box 6
Biological process (GO): regulation of transcription by RNA polymerase II; anatomical structure development
Molecular function (GO): DNA-binding transcription factor activity, RNA polymerase II-specific; RNA polymerase II cis-regulatory region sequence-specific DNA binding
Source: RefSeq, a predicted model, not a curated record